Messenger RNA from Pipistrellus nathusii (Nathusius's pipistrelle), 2154 nucleotides. The record is from the annotation of a GenBank genome assembly. Lineage: Eukaryota; Metazoa; Chordata; Mammalia; Chiroptera; Vespertilionidae.
AUGGCCAGUUCCUCGGACAGUGAAGAUGACAGUUUCAUGGCGGUGGAUCAAGAAGAAACUGUGCUAGAAGGGACAAUGGAGCAAGAUGAGGAGCCCCACCCAAUAUUGGAGGUUGAGGAGACUAGACAUAAUCGGUCCAUGUCUGAGCUGCCUGAAGAGGUUUUGGAAUACAUCCUGUCCUUUCUUUCACCAUACCAAGAACACAAAACUGCAGCCCUUGUCUGCAAACAAUGGUAUCGACUUAUCAAAGGUGUAGCUCACCAGUGUUAUCAUGGUUUCAUAAAGGCUGUUCAGGAAGGAAACAUUCAGUGGGAGAGUCGGACUUACCCUUAUCCUGGAACCCCAAUCACUCAGCGGUUCUCACACAGUGCAUGCUAUUAUGAUGCUAAUCAGUCUAUGUAUGUGUUCGGAGGCUGUACCCAAAGCAGCUGCAAUGCUGCCUUCAAUGACCUCUGGAGACUUGACCUGAAUAGCAAAGAGUGGAUUCGACCUUUGGCUUCAGGGUCCUAUCCUUCCCCCAAAGCCGGAGCGACUCUGGUCGUGUACAAGGACCUGCUGGUGCUAUUUGGUGGCUGGACACGGCCAAGCCCUUAUCCUCUACACCAACCCGAGAGAUUUUUUGAUGAAAUACACACUUACUCACCCUCUAAAAACUGGUGGAACUGCAUUGUGACGACCCAUGGGCCACCUCCCAUGGCCGGCCAUUCCUCCUGUGUGAUAGAUGAUAAGAUGAUUGUCUUUGGCGGCUCCUUAGGAUCCCGGCAAAUGAGCAAUGAUGUCUGGGUCCUAGACCUUGAGCAGUGGGCGUGGUCCAAGCCAAACAUCUCUGGCCCCAGUCCUCAUCCUCGAGGUGGCCAAUCUCAGAUUGUCAUAGAUGAUGCAACUAUCUUAAUCCUUGGAGGGUGUGGCGGUCCCAAUGCUCUAUUCAAGGAUGCUUGGUUAUUGCACAUGCACCCAGGUCCCUGGGCCUGGCAGCCACUCAAGGUAGAAAAUGAAGAUCAUGGCGCCCCCGAAUUGUGGUGCCAUCCAGCUUGCCGGGUGGGGCAGUGUGUGGUGGUCUUUAGCCAGGCUCCCAGUGGGAGAGCGCCACUCAGCCCGAGUUUGAACUCUCGCCCUUCGCCUAUCAGUGCCACUCCUCCAGCCCUGGUUCCCGAAACCCGAGAGUACCGUUCUCAGUCUCCAGUAAGGAGUAUGGAUGAAGCUCCGUGUGUCAACGGCCGCUGGGGAACACUGAGACCCAGAGCUCAGAGGCAGACCCCCUCAAGUUCCCGGGAAGGAAGCCUUUCCCCGGCCAGAGGAGAUGGCUCUCCCGUCCUCAAUGGUGGGAGUUUAUCUCCAGGAACAGCAGCGGUAGGUGGCUCUUCCUUGGACAGCCCUGUACAGGCCGUAUCUCCUAGCACUCCGUCUACCGCUGAAGGAUAUGACCUAAAAAUGGGACUUUCUUUGGCUCCUCGACGAGGAUCACUACCAGAUCAGAAAGACCUGAGAUUAGGAUCAAUAGAUCUGAAUUGGGAUCUGAAACCCGCUUCUAGUAGCAAUCACACGGAUGGUGUGGACAACAGGACAGUUGGGGGAAGCAUGAGACACCUUCCUGAACAGACGAACGGUGUGCAUACCCCACCUCAUGUGGCCAGUGCCCUUGCAGGAGCUGUCUCCCCAGGUGCCCUGCGCCGGAGCCUAGAAGCCAUCAAAGCAAUGUCGUCCAAGGGCCCCUCAGCCUCUGCAGCACUAAGUCCUCCUCUGGGAUCUUCCCCAGGCUCUCCUGGGAGUCAAAGCCUGAGCAGUGGAGAAACGGUGCCCGUUCCCCGGCCAGGGCCAGCACAAGCAGAUGGACAUUCCUUACCUCCCAUUGCCCGCCGCCUGGGCCACCACCCUCCCCAGUCCCUGAACGUUGGCAAACCCUUGUACCAGAGUAUGAACUGCAAGCCCAUGCAAAUGUAUGUGCUGGACAUUAAAGACACCAAGGAGAAGGGGCGGGUCAAAUGGAAAGUGUUUAAUAGCAGUUCUGUGGUCGGACCUCCUGAAACCAGCCUGCAUACAGUGGUACAAGGCCGGGGUGAGCUCAUCAUAUUUGGAGGGCUGAUGGACAAGAAACAGAAUGUGAAGUACUAUCCAAAAACAAACGCCUUGUACUUUGUGCGAGCAAAGAGAUGA